AUGCUGUUUGUACUUUUGUUCCUUGUAGAUGGAAUUUCAUCAGCUUUCGCUUCGUCAUCAUCCUCAUCUGUUUUAUCAUUGUCAUCGUUUAGAUCUGUAUUAUCAAAUAAUAAUAAUUUAAUAUUAGCUACUGGAUCAGCAUGUCCAUCAAAUCCUGGAAUUGUAUGUAGUCAUGAUUAUUUAUUAGUGGAUGAUCGUAUAUCUAAUGUUUAUGACGGUACAAUUAACAAUAUACCAAUAAUUCGUUUUUGUUUAAUCAAUAAUUCCACAUUGAAAACAAUCGGCACAAAGACAAAAACAAAAUUACCAGAAGUAGAAAUUGUUAUGACCUUGGACAGUCAUGCAUUGUGUUGUAAUCUUAAAUAUUGUGUUACUAUGACACCAAGUCCAUGUUCACAAGGCAAGAAAUCGAAUGAAUCAUUGAGAAAAUCGGAUACAUCUACCAUGAGUACAAAAUCAAAUAAUCCCAUAACUUUACACGGUCGAACACUUGAUUUCCGAAUACGUCGUACACCUACCUACACAUACUGUUUUACGUAAUCAAAAUGUAAAUAUGAUUCGUUCUCCUGUAUCAACAAUUUAUAGUCAUUCAAAUGGAAAAUCAUCUAAAUCAAAUGAUACAACUGUAAUAAUAACAACAAUCUUAACGGCAAACAAAAAGAAAAAAGAAAGAAAGAAAGAGAGAGAAGCACAACAUUGAUUCAUCAUAUUCAUACAUCUUUUCAAUUGUAUUGUACAUAUCAUCAAUUUUAUGUUUGAUAUCAAUCAUUUUAAUAUUGUGUAAUUAUUGUAUUAUAUUCUCAUGGCAAAAGUGUAUACAGAUCAAUAUUGUGUUAACAAAUUGUUUCUUUCUUUCUUUCUUUCUAUUCAUAAUUUCAGUGAAUUUCUUUUAUUUCUAUUUUGUUUAUUUUCUUUUCUAUGUUUUAUACAACAAUUUCGAAUGAUGAUUGUAUUUCCCUUAUUCCAACCUUCAUUUAAUUUUGUUUACCGGCAACGAACUCAUCCACGUUAACGGUUAAAUGUGACGUAGAAUAAAGAAGACAAUACUUAGUGUUGUAA
Schistosoma margrebowiei is the source of this 1059-nucleotide messenger RNA. The record is from the annotation of a GenBank genome assembly. NCBI's taxonomy places the organism in Eukaryota, Metazoa, Platyhelminthes, Trematoda, Strigeidida, Schistosomatidae.